AUGCCCGCCGCGACGUCCGAGCUCUUGUGGGCGGGGCGAGACGAGAAGCAGGCUGCCGCCGUCAGGUGUCCGGGUGCCUUUGACCGAUGGUCCAUGUUCCAGCAUAGGUGCGCGCACUCGGACUCGCACGGCAAUGAACGGUGUAUGCCCAUAUGGCGCACGUGCACCGGAAGCGUCCCUGUGUGCUUUUUGCCGGCGACGCCCGGCGUCCAUGCCAGUGUCCAUGUGCCACCACACCACCUUCCCUUCGUCUCGCCCUCUGCCACGGAUGAUGAUGCGGCGGCCGGCGUGCAGGGUCGAGACGCCAUGACAGGCGGUGAAAUGCACCUCCUCGUAGCGGCGAUCCGUACUAGUGGGAGGCAUUUGCGAACUCGGACACUCACCCGCACGGCGCGGCUGUGGCACCUCCCGGACGAGAGGACGGCGGAUCCGUCUCUGGCUGAUCAUGUCGAAGCUGCCGUCGGCGGCAUGGCAAGCAGCGGACGGCAUGCCAACGACUCGUCGUGGCAUGGCCAGGCUGCCGCCAACCAAGCGGCGCAACCACCACCGACAGGCUGCAGCGCUUCCGUCUGGGCCGAGCGAGCAGCCAAUCAGAGUCGCCGCGGCCGUGCCCUCGAUGCAGCCGCACCUGUCUGA
Molecule: messenger RNA, 636 nt
Organism: Drechmeria coniospora
Lineage: Eukaryota; Fungi; Ascomycota; Sordariomycetes; Hypocreales; Ophiocordycipitaceae
Exons: 1
Coding region: 1-636 (211 amino acids)
Source: RefSeq, a predicted model, not a curated record